AAAUGGUGAGCCUCGAGAUGUCAGAACAGAACUUCAGAAAACUGCGGGUUUUGUGAACGUGCUGUAGAAUAGAAGGCUCUCUAAAACUUUUUUUUUCAAUGAUAAUGGUCAGAUGUUUUAGUAUAGUGAAGUAGAAACAGACGAGGAAGCACAUUUUCAGAAACUUGCAAUACUCCGAAGGGGCGUUCAGUGCCACUAUGAGGGCUGCCUGCUUGAUACUGUUAGCAUCUCUUACUGUUUGCAAUCUUACCGUCAACUUGGGGCAGCGUGUUUCAGAUGAAGGGGAAACCGAGGAACGAGUACCUUUAGAUGAAAUUCUACAGCGAGCCGAAAACCUCAUCAUCAGAUCCAUCCUAAAAAAGAUGGACGUGGAAGACACUGUUAACGGACAAGUCUCUCCUCAGCAGGAAUGGCUUUCUAAAAGACAACAUCCUGGGAAGAGGUUCCAAGAUGAUCUAGAGAAAAGACAGCAUCCUGGAAAACGAGAUGAAGAUGAAGACACACUUUACCUGGACGUCCAGAAAAGACAGCACCCUGGAAAGAGGGAGGAGGAAGAGGACUACAUAGACGUGCUAAAGAGACAGCAUCCAGGGAAAAGGGAGGAUGAGGCUGAUUCAUAUACAGAGGUGCAGAAGAGGCAGCAUCCGGGCAGAAGGUCCUUGUGGGAGCAGUACGCAGAUAUCCCCAGCACCCAGGUGGCUUACCUGAGUGAGCUAUCCAAAAGGCAGCACCCUGGCAAACGGUACGCACUGCUUAACAAACGUCAGCACCCGGGGAGGAGAAGCUUGGACGAGGAGCUGGACCUUGGGGAGCUUCAAGACUUGGAGAAGCGGCAGCACCCUGGCAAGCGAUAUCUGGAUUCAGAUUCCGAGUACAGCAACCCACCUCCCUGUGAUAUCCAAGACCCUGCCACUUGCAGCAAGGCUAGUUUGUUGUUAGAGUUGCUAGAUAAUGUGAACAAGAGCAGGGCUGAAGAGAAAAGGCAACACCCUGGGAGGAGGCUUGCUUUAGAGGGGGGAUCGACAGAUCUGGAGUAAGAGAAAGUGAUGUACUGAAAAAUAUGUUUGUUUCAUAUUUAUUGAUGGAUUGGUUUAUUUGUUUAUUAAGACCACUUCAAGGUUCGGUUUCUCUGGCAAUAUUUGAAUCCUCUUGAAAAGGGAAUAAAAAGCAGACAUGAUAUCGUUUUUACGUCAGUUGUUUGAAAUAAAUAGCAAAUAGAGAAUUAAUUUAACAAGGAAAAAACUAAAAUGUCUAGUUUAUUUUAUACAUAAUGAUGACAUAUAUAUUUUUCAAUCUAUCUAUCUAUCUAUCUAUCUAUCUAUCUAUCUAUCUAUCUAUCUAUCUAUCUAUCUAUCUAUCUAUAUAUAUAUAUACUCGAAUUACCAAACAAUUUACAGUAUAUAUCCAGUGAAAACCAAAACUGAUAAACUUAUUUUUUUAACCCAAACUAUUUAUCAGACAGCUUGAAUAAAGUGUUUAUUAGAAUAUUGCAUACGGUAGCACAGCAUGUUUAUAAUAUGGGAGCGUAGUAUAUACAUUAUAUUGGUAGAUUAGGUUAGAUGGUUUCUUGGUAGAUUUACAUAUAUUAAAAUGAUUCACUAGACAGGUUUUGUGUUAUGUUUUCUUGUUUUUUAUUAAUUGAAAUGCCUAAUAUUCAUGGGUAGUUAUAACCAGGUGGUAUCCUAAUGUGUUAUAAUCAGUUAUAAUUAAGAUCACUACUUCUCAAGUGGGGUUGUGCGAUACUUGCCAGGGAAACUUAAUUAACACAUGUGGCCUUCAGCUUAAAUAAAAUGUAUCAGAUAAAAACAAAUGGAAAUGGUUCUUUAUCUUCUGUACCACUUGUCAUAACACGCUGGCAUAUUUAAAUGCAGUUAUUCAGUGUAACAGUAUCACUAAAACGUUCCUGAGCAGAAUCAAAUGGGUGUCUAGAUUUUUCUACACAAAGUUGUUUGUGUGGUAUCAACAGAUGUUUAUUCUGUAAGUGAUUAUUUUAUUAAAGCUAGACCUUGCUUUGUAAAUGGAAGCCGAGUGACACUGCAAUAACAAUGUAUAAUAAACAGAAUUGCAUAUGGAA
Messenger RNA from Acipenser ruthenus (sterlet), 2074 nucleotides. RefSeq names its product pro-thyrotropin-releasing hormone-A-like. The record is from RefSeq and is a predicted model, not a curated record. Gene Ontology annotation, cellular component: extracellular region. Lineage: Eukaryota; Metazoa; Chordata; Actinopteri; Acipenseriformes; Acipenseridae. Gene Ontology annotation, biological process: hormone-mediated signaling pathway. Bases 198 to 1037 code for a protein of 279 amino acids. The transcript has 3 exons. Gene Ontology annotation, molecular function: thyrotropin-releasing hormone activity.